AUGGCUCUGUCCCGGUCCCCACAUCCCGCUCCGGGGCCGGCGCCGCCGGUUCCCCCUCUGUCCCCGCCCCCUCGUGACGUCAUUUCGGGGAAGCGGGCAACCCCGCUGGAAGCCGGCGCUCGGGGCCGAGGGGGCGUGGCCUCGAAGCCGCCCUCCGCCAAUGGCCGCGCAGAUCCGGGAAGGGGCGUGGCCUCCGCUCCUUCCUGCCCCGGCAGUGGGGGCGGCCCAGGGCGCCGAGGAUGGCGUGGGGCUGGGGGCUCGGUGCCGUGCCGUGCCGUGCCGGUGCUGAGCCCGCGGUGCCGUAGGCGCCAGGCGGCCGAGCCGCUCUCCUCGCACGCCCGGAUGCUCUUCCAUUCCUUGUUGGCGCUGCUGGACAAUCAUCUGGGCAGCCUGGGGGUGGGCGACGAGGACUUCAUGCUGAAGCACAACCUGCGCAAAGCCCGCCGGGACCUCCAGGCAGAGUUUGAGGAGUGCCCGGAGAGGUUUGCCAACCUGGUGGACAACCUGCUGCAGGAGGAACGGCGGAUCCUGCGCAUGGGGCAGGCGGGGGCACAGGUAGGUUGGGGGGGGGUGUGUGUGUCGUCCCCCCCCAACCCCACAACCCCUUCCCCACGGGACCCUCCUGUCGCGGACGGAGUGAUGAACUUCACUAGUUAAGAGUGAAGCAGUGAAAUAUUUAUUAAGGUGAAACAGUGAUUUAACAAAACCAGUAGUAAGUGUGAUAAAACCAGUAGUAAAUGCGAUAGUGUUUGAUGAGAUUCGAUGUCAGGGUACACUCUGUUAUUUACUGCAGAGAGGGCAGGGUCAGACAUCUUACCAUAAAAAAGACAUCGAGGUGCUGGA
Messenger RNA from Calidris pugnax (ruff), 843 nucleotides. It is a transcript of the gene STAT2, whose product is annotated as signal transducer and activator of transcription 2. Gene Ontology annotation, molecular function: DNA-binding transcription factor activity, RNA polymerase II-specific; RNA polymerase II cis-regulatory region sequence-specific DNA binding. The transcript has 3 exons. Lineage: Eukaryota; Metazoa; Chordata; Aves; Charadriiformes; Scolopacidae. The record is from RefSeq and is a predicted model, not a curated record. The coding region runs from base 1 to 657 and encodes 218 amino acids. Gene Ontology annotation, biological process: type I interferon-mediated signaling pathway; regulation of cell population proliferation; cell surface receptor signaling pathway via JAK-STAT.